This is a messenger RNA of Rana temporaria (common frog), 2790 nucleotides long. It is a transcript of the gene ABCG2, whose product is annotated as ATP binding cassette subfamily G member 2 (Junior blood group). Bases 131 to 2161 code for a protein of 676 amino acids. The transcript has 17 exons. Gene Ontology annotation, molecular function: ATP hydrolysis activity; ABC-type transporter activity; ATP binding. NCBI's taxonomy places the organism in Eukaryota, Metazoa, Chordata, Amphibia, Anura, Ranidae. The record is from RefSeq and is a predicted model, not a curated record. Gene Ontology annotation, cellular component: plasma membrane.
AGGCAUUUAGGUUUCCGGAGAUCCUGAGUACAAUUCCUCUUUCUAACAACAUGGCUGCCUGCUUAGAGCUCCAUCUACAGUAAGCAACCAGCUGUAUUUCCAAAGAACACAAGAAAAAACAUUCUGAAUCAUGUUUGACCCCAAUGUGAAGUACCAGCCAUGCAGUACCACAGAUACACCUGAAGGUGGUCACAUCAUCAUGGCAGAGAAGUCUCAGACCGUUGUGCAGAUGAUGGAACCAGUGGUAAAUGGCAUUCAAGGAUCAGACAAUAAAAAAACAAAAAAACUACAAGGAGCUACACUUAGUUUCCACAAUAUCAACUACAGAGUGAAAGUGAAGACUGGCUUAAUUUGUUGCCGAAAAGUUACAGAUCGACAGAUCCUAAUCGAUGUCAAUGGAAUUAUGAGACCUGGACUAAAUGCAAUUCUGGGACCAACAGGCAGUGGCAAGUCAUCGCUAUUGGAUGUACUUGCUGCUCGAAAAGAUCCACAUGGUCUUUCUGGUGAAGUUCUAAUAGACGGGAAGCCACAGCCGCCCAACUUCAAGUGCUUAUCUGGUUAUGUUGUGCAGGAUGAUGUUGUGAUGGGUACAUUGACUGUUAGAGAGAACCUUCAAUUUUCUGCAGCUUUGAGAUUACCCAGAUCACUAAGACAAAAGGAGAAAGAUGAACGUAUCAAUCAGAUCAUCAAGGAACUCGGACUAACAAAAGUGGCUGAUGCAAAGGUUGGCACUCAGCUCAUCCGUGGUGUGUCUGGAGGAGAGAGGAAGAGAACAAAUAUUGGUAUGGAGCUCAUUACUGACCCGGGGGUGUUAUUCUUGGAUGAGCCAACCACUGGUUUGGAUGCCAGCACUGCCAAUGCUGUUCUGAUGCUGCUAAAAAGGAUGUCAAAGCAAGGCAAGACUAUCAUAUUUUCUAUACACCAGCCUCGUUAUUCCAUCUUCAGACUGUUUGAUAGCCUCACUCUACUGGCUGCAGGAAGAGCAUUGUAUCAUGGGCCUGCUCAGCAUGCACUGGAGUACUUUGGAGAGCUGGGUUAUGAAUGUGAAUCUCAUAACAACCCUGCUGACUUCUUUUUGGACAUCAUCAAUGGAGAUUCAACAGCUGUUGCUCUUAGCAAAUUGGAAGAAGUUGAUUUAGGUACUGAAGUAAAUGAUGGUGGCUCUCAAACAGUUGUGGAAAAAUUAUCUGCGGAGUUCUGCAAUUCCAGCUUUUACAAAGAGACCAAGGCAGAGUUGGAGAAAAUGUCUAUCGGUGAAAAAGUGAAGACCAAUUUCUUUAACAGACAGAUCACUUAUAACACUUCAUUCUUCCACCAGUUGAAGUGGGUUUCAAAAAGAACUUUUAAAAAUCUCCUUGGAAAUCCACAAGCAUCCAUAGCCCAGAUAAUGGUCACUGCUGUUCUUGCAUUGAUUGUUGGUGCUAUUUUCUUUGGUGCAUCGAAUGAUCAAAAUGGAAUACAAAACAGAGUUGGAGCCUUGUUCUUUAUAACUACAAAUCAGUGUUUCAGCAGUGUGUCAGCAAUUGAACUCUUCAUUGUAGAGAAGAAGAUAUUUAUACAUGAAUACAUCAGCGGCUACUACAGAUUAUCAGCGUACUUUUUCUCAAAGUUGAUGGCAGAUCUGAUUCCCAUGAGGACGAUGCCAAGCAUUAUUUUUACCUGUGUUAUCUACUUUAUGAUUGGAUUUAAACGUACAGCAGAAUGUUUCUUCAUUAUGAUGUUCACCUUGACGAUGAUCUCUUACACUGCAACAUCCAUGGCUCUGGCAAUUGCCGCUGGACAAGAUGUUGUUGCGGUAGCUAACCUGCUCAUGACCAUAAGUUUUGUCUUCAUGAUUAUAUUUUCAGGCUUGCUGGUGAAUUUGACUUCUAUAAUGGAUUGGAUAUCGUGGCUGAAGUACUUCAGUAUUCCUCGAUAUGGCCUGACUGCUCUGCAAGCCAACGAAUUCCCAGGACAAUUUUUUUGCUCUAACACCACCAACUAUCCUUGCAAUGCAACAAGCCCCUUCCUCGUAAUGACUGGCGAUGACCAUCUUAGAAAUCAAGGCAUCGCAUUCGACUCCUGGGGCUUAUGGCAGAACCAUCUGGCAUUGGCUAUAAUGACACUUAUAUUUCUCACAAUCGCUUACCUGAAGUUGAGUUUUAUGAAGAAGCUAACCUAAACCUGAGCAGACCUGCACUUUGUCAUUGCUUGUAGAUGUAAAUGUAAAUAUGUUCUAUAGGUUGAAUCACCAAGUGACCUCCUAAUCUAAAUGUGUGAAACACAGUAAAGAUAACAAAAAGCCAUUAUAUAUUAUAAUUUCCAUGUUACUGAAGAUGCACUACUGAAUUUGUAAUGGGAGUUUGGUUUGAAUGUUAUUAUUCUUUUGAGGCAACUAGAAGUCAUUAUGCCAAAUGACUGCACAAGCAUCUGCGUUCUCUUUAUAGGAUUAUUUGAUUAUAAGGUAUUGCUCAAUGCCAUUUUGGUAUACCAGAUACUUGGCUGUUUGUGUGUAUAUAAAAUAAAUGAUUAUCUUUACUGUGUUUCAUGUAAUAAGUGUUCUUAUACAUGGUGUAAAUGUUAAGAUUUAUUUAUGGCAAAAUUGUUUAACAUGCUGUAUUAAUGUUCUAAUUUUUAAUAUUUUUAUGUUUGUUCAUGCCACUAAAAUUUUCUCUUUUGGUAACCACAAUAACAAGGGUAGAGUAUAUUUUGUGACAGAUAUUAUUUUGUCAAAUGGUAUUUCGCCUAAAAAAAAAUGGCCAUUUUCGAUAAAAUGCUAAAAAUGGAAAUAAAUAUUUUUCCAUAUAGAGA